This is a messenger RNA of Effrenium voratum, 1833 nucleotides long. NCBI's taxonomy places the organism in Eukaryota, Dinophyceae, Suessiales, Symbiodiniaceae. The record is from the annotation of a GenBank genome assembly.
CAGAGUCUUCUGAGAGGGGAAGUUCCCUCUGGCCGCGCCGUGAUUGCACGCGCGGUGUCGCCAGGCUGAGGCAGACAUGGCCCAGACAGUGAGAUCCGAGUACGAGGGCUGCCUAUCCGUGCGAGAUGGGCAGCUUAUGAUCAACAUGUCAGCCCGCAAUCUGGACGACACGGGUGUUGUGAAGUGGUGCAGUUGGGUCGACGAUUGCCUGGAAGACUUUGUGAAGCUCAAGCGGCUGCAGCGAAAUGCGGAUGGCUUCCUCGUUUGUAAGGAGGCCAACUUCGCCACCAACAUGCUGGGGGACCGGGGCGGCUUUGCUCUGCUGCGGGUGCUUUUCAAUCACCAAAUCGCGGUGCGCAUCAUCAAGCUCUUUAAGAACCACCUGGGUCGUGCGUUCGCCAGUUCCUUGAUGGACUGGCUCACCCACACGCCCGUGCCCGCCGUGGAGCUCCACCUGUCCCACAACUACAUCCCUCGCGAAGGCGCCGUGGACAUUCUGAAGGCCGUGGCCCACAACCCAGUCUACCCUGCCGAGCACAAAGGUGGGAAUCGGCAACCACUGUGGCUGCGACUGGAGCAGAACAUAGUGGAGAAGCCGGAUGAACUUUUGAAAGUUGCGGAGGAGCAUCUGGCCAAGAUACGGCAAAGAUCGAAGCGAGGCGAAAUGUUGAGCUUGUGCAGUGUGCCAAGAUCCAUCCCGCCAGAUGCGCCCUGCCCCUUGGCGCAGGUGGCCUAUUUGACCAACCAGCGGGAUCUCCGGGUCCGUGUGCCCACGGAGGCGCAGCAGUGGAAGACCGGACAGCGGGAGGCAAUCAGGUGGCGGGUCUCCAUCAGUACGGAGGAGGCGGAGAAGCAGGCCAAGGCCCCGGUGUCAAAGAGUCGACCGGUUCUGACCCGCGAGAACACGGUAGAAAGCUCCGAGGCGCCUGAUGAGCCACAGCAGGCGCCGCCGGUCAGAGAAAGUACCCCAGUUUGGAACGGCCUGCCAGCCUCCGAGCAGCUACAGGCGGCCAAGAAAGCGCCGCCGCAGUCCGUGCCGCCUCGGAUCCUGGCGCGGGGGGAGGACCUGGAGCGAGUGCCGCAGUUCCUGCCAGAGGGCGACAGCGACAGCGACAGCGACAGCGACGAAGCUCCUGGGUCGGGCCCUCCUUUGCAGGUAGGGGGCAUGCCCCCUUUCAACUACGAGGCGCCCAGUAAGGCGCCGCCAGUGAAGAUGCCGCCGCCGGCGGGCUAUGCGGCCGCCCUGCCACCCGUGAAGGCGCCGCCUAUGAAGAGCCUGGCCCCGCCGGAGGCCAAGGCGCCACCAGCCCAGGAGCAGCGCGCGCAGACGGCGUCGGCGCACGUGCCGCCCCCGCCCAGUGAGAAGCCGCCGCCUCCGCUGGACAUGCCGCCGGCACCCCCCGAGCUGGGCUGGACGCCGGAGUCGGCGCAGUUUUUGCCGUUUUCGCUCCUGAGCCCGGCUGCUGACCUUCCCGUCAUCAACCGGUGGACCGACAAGGCGCAGGUGCUGCCCGAGGUGCCCCUCAUCUCCCCAGGGCUUUUGGACAUUGACCCCAAGGCCGUCUUCUGCGAAGUCACGGCUCCGCCGGGCCUGGGACUGCCACAGAUCGAUCCCAAGCAGGACUUCUGCGACUUGCCGCCGGACUUUGACGUCGCUACACUCAAGCGCCUCAACGUGCCCAACAUUGACGACGACAGCGAGGACGACGUGGUGGCGGGAUUCCACCCCGUACUGGGCGAUUCGCAGGAGCGGCACACGAGCAAUCCCAACGAGGUGCCAGAUGACUUCCUUAAGCUCGCCACCGAGCGGCGAUGCGCUCCGGAGACACUGGC